CAUAGCCCAAGGGGCGGAGCGAACGACUGACAAACAUGCAUCAGAAUGAACCUCUGUAAACUAUCAUAAACUACAAAUCAUGGGGUUCAUCUUUCAAAGACAGCGCUCUAUAUCGAAAUACAUAUAUUUUACUAACCAGUGUUUGGCAGAGGCGUCUGUCCUCUCUCGCUAGUUUCAUUUUUUUAAUGAAUUUAUGGCCGCUAUGGAUUACCUGCUGCAGGUGAAAGUUGGAGCUCUGGUUGGGCUGCUGAUCCUAACUUUGUUUUUUGGUUUUAUCCCAGCGCGGAUGAAAUGGUUUCAAGUCUCUAGUGGAACAGUGACCCACAGGGCCGUGCUGAGUUUUGUGAGCUGCUUCGCGGGUGGCGUCUUCCUGUCCGCCUGUUUGUUAGAUAUCAUCCCAGAUUACCUUUCCGACAUACAUGAAGAGCUACAAAAGCAAGGCCUUGAUGAAGGCUUCCCGCUUGCAGAGUUCAUCAUGGCGUGUGGCUUCUUCACAGUCUUGAUCUUGGAAAAGAUAGUUCUGAGUUGCACAGAGGGCCACAGAAAUGAGGAGACGGCUCCUCUUUUAGCUCCUGCAGGUAACGGACAUGCCCAUGGACAUCACUCGCUGAAUGAUCUGGAAGGGAGCGGUCACCACGUCCACGUGGAUUUUCACGCGCACUCGUCCUUCCGCUCCUUCAUGCUCUUCCUGUCUCUCUCUCUCCACUCGGUGUUUGAGGGUUUGGCCAUUGGCUUGCAGACCACAGACACGAAGGUGCUGGAGAUCUGCAUCGCUAUUCUGGUCCACAAGAGCAUCAUCGUCUUCAGUCUGUCAGUGAAGCUGGUUCAGAGUGCGGUCAGGCCCCUGUGGGUGGCGCUCUACGUGGCCGUCUUCGCUGUGAUGUCUCCACUCGGCAUUAGCAUCGGCAUCAUUGUGAUCGAGGCUCAGCUGGAGGCUGGCGCUUUGAUCCAGGCGGUGCUGGAGGGGCUGGCGGCUGGGACGUUUGUCUACAUCACCUUCCUAGAGAUCCUUCCCCAUGAACUGAACUCCCCUGAGCGGCCUCUGCUCAAAGUGUUCUUCCUCCUGUGUGGUUUCUCAGUAAUGGCUGCUCUGAGUUUCCUGGGCUGAAAAAUACUUUGCAUUUUUUCGUGUCCCAUGGCCAGAAAACUGGAACCUUCACAAACUGCAUGUGAUUUCAAGGAAACGAAAGGCUCAGUUUGCUUGUUUUUUUUAGAGGAACUGAUAUUUACAAGCACAAAGAUGCUGAUGUCUUUAAAAACUUUGACCAGAUAAUUUAUCAGUUUUAAAUGAGGAAAAAAAGAAAUUUUCCUCAGCACUGAGAAACAUAGUAUCUGACAUGUAAAUGGAGUCUUUUACAGAUUU
This is a messenger RNA of Sinocyclocheilus anshuiensis, 1363 nucleotides long. Its product is annotated as zinc transporter ZIP1. Gene Ontology annotation, molecular function: zinc ion transmembrane transporter activity. Bases 194 to 1108 code for a protein of 304 amino acids. Gene Ontology annotation, cellular component: plasma membrane. Gene Ontology annotation, biological process: zinc ion transmembrane transport. The record is from RefSeq and is a predicted model, not a curated record. Lineage: Eukaryota; Metazoa; Chordata; Actinopteri; Cypriniformes; Cyprinidae. The transcript is spliced from 4 exons.